GUGGCUCAAUUACAUUUGCUCAACAGCUUGUCAGUAUCAUGGUUUCCUGUCUAAUAUACGUUCCUGUAUCAGGGUUUCCUGUGUCUUUUUUGCAUUCUGAAAUAUUCUUAAUGAACUUAACUUUGCAGUUAUGCCAACAUCAUACUUUGGUAUCAGAUGCCACAGAGGUCAAAAAACAGAAUAUGAUGCUUGUUGCUUGCAGAUGUGAUGUAUACAUGUAGCUUAUACUGUACCUGCUCUUUAGUUAACUUCCUCCAUGGAACAUUUUAAAUAAUGUCCUUUUUGAUUUGCAAUCUUUGUAGCAACUGUAGCAGAUUGGCUAGAGGAGGACAGAAAAAGAGGUAUUGUUAACAUUCUGCUUGCUUUGCUGCUGGCCGUAGAGCAAAGUAGCGUGCGUGUGCACAUGCCAGCUCUCAUAGGCACUCGCUGUGUAGAGGGAGUUGGGGUUUCUGUGCUAUUUUAAUUGUAAUUUGACAUUUUUUAUGUUUUUGCGUGAAAGAAAAAAAAGUACUAUUGUACAAUAAGAACCCCAAAGAUUCAAAAAGCUUGUACAGUUAUUUUUUGGUACUGAGAUAUAAAUGAAAUCCUCCAUAUGGCAGUAUAUGUUUCUAGCACUUGUGUUUUCCUCAGUCAACAUUUGAUUACGGUUUCCAGCACGCUUCUCUGCGAAAACAUCUGCCAAGACAAUAAAGCUUGGUUUGUAACUACAUUUUGAUAUAUGUUAUUUUUGUUUAUCAAUCUUUCUUGGCAAACCAGCUUUCUACAGUACAGACUGCAUUGUGCUUGCUUGGUUUUCAGCUUCAUAUUUCAUCACUGCAACUCUUUCUGUGUGUUUGUGUUGUGAUAGUUAUGAAUGAUAUCAUUACCACCAUGUUCAAUAAGAAGUUCCUGGAGGAGCUGUUCAAACCACAGGAGCUGUACUCCAAGAAGGCCCUGAGGACAGUGUUUGACCGACUGGCUCAUGCCUCCAUCAUGAGACUCAACCAAGCUAGUAUGGACAAGCUCUAUGAUUUGAUGACCAUGGCAUUCAAGUAUCAAGUCCUGCUGUGUCCUCGCCCUAAAGACAUCCUCCUUGUGUCCUUCAACCAUAUGGAUGCCAUCAGGGACUUUGUGAAAGACGCUCCCAGCAUCCUCAGCCAAGUGGAUGAAACAAACAAGCAACUCAUAGAGAUAUAUACCCCUUUAUCUGGUGGAGAGUUUCAUCUAAUUAGACAAACACUCCUCAUCUUCUUUCAAGAUAUGCAUAUUAGAGUAUCAAUUUUCCUGAAAGACAAAGUACAGAACUCCAAUGGGCGAUUUGUUCUCCCCGCAUCAGGCCCUGUUCCGUAUGGGACGCACAUCCCAGGACUCAUAAGGAUGUUCAGCUGUAGUGGUGAGGAGGUGAGAAGGAUGCAGUUCCGGGACGGUGGCAAUUACAGUGCCGCUCUCCGUGAGGGUGCUUUUGAAAUGUAUGGUGAUCGAGUAAUCAAACUGGGCACAAACAUGUACAGUGUGAGCCGCCCUGUUGAGACACACAUGUCUGGAACCUCCAAAAACUCCUCACAGCACACCAAGGUCAACACAACUCCGAAUCCUUUGGCAAAAGAAGAGCUGAACCUGCUUGCUAGACUAAUGGGAGGUCUGGAGGUGCAGAAAUCAACUAAUACUGACUCUGGCUUCCGUGUGAACCUUUUUGCCACUGACGAGGAGGAAGAGGAAGCUUUAAUAUCAAGACCGGAUGAGCUUUCCUAUGAAGUUAUUAAUAUCCAGGCAACAAAGGACAAACAGACCAAUGCAGAGCUGGCUAAGAUCAUGGGGGAGUUUGGAGAGAUGGGAGAACCCGCCCCCAGUUCCAGCAGCAAGGGUGAUGACCUCCUGGCCAUGAUGGAUGGACUGUGACUUUAACUUGAUGUUCACU
This is a messenger RNA of Sinocyclocheilus grahami, 1897 nucleotides long. RefSeq names its product protein OSCP1-like. Gene Ontology annotation, cellular component: cytoplasm; plasma membrane. The record is from RefSeq and is a predicted model, not a curated record. The transcript is spliced from 9 exons. Gene Ontology annotation, biological process: transport. The coding region runs from base 850 to 1878 and encodes 342 amino acids. NCBI's taxonomy places the organism in Eukaryota, Metazoa, Chordata, Actinopteri, Cypriniformes, Cyprinidae.